AAGUAACCGGCAGGAGCUUUGGUGACAAAGAUUUUCGGACAGGGUUAGAAAACGGAAUCCUUCUCUGCGAGUUGCUGAAUGCUAUAAAGCCAGGACUUGUUAAAAAGAUCAAUAGAUUGCCUACCCCCAUUGCAGGCCUGGACAAUAUCAUCUUAUUCUUGAGAGGUUGUAAAGAGCUCGGCCUUAAAGAAUCUCAACUUUUUGACCCUAGUGACCUACAGGAUACAUCCAACAGAGUAACAGUCAAGAGCCUUGAUUAUAGUAGGAAGCUGAAAAAUGUGUUAGUUACCAUUUACUGGCUGGGAAAGGCAGCAAAUAGCUGUGCAUCCUACAGUGGAACGACGCUGAACUUGAAGGAGUUCGAAGGCUUGCUGGCUCAGAUGCGAAAGGAGACUGAUGACAUUGAGAGUCCUAAGAGGAGUAUCCGAGACAGUGGUUACAUCGACUGCUGGGAUUCCGAGCGUAGUGACUCCCUGUCUCCCCCUCGACACGGCCGCGAUGAUUCCUUCGACAGCCUGGACUCCUUUGGCUCCCGCUCCCGGCAGACACCGUCGCCAGAUGUAGUCCUCAGGGGAAGCAGCGAUGGGAGAGGAAGUGACUCAGAAUCUGACCUGCCGCAUCGGAAGCUGCCGGACGUGAAGAAGGAUGACAUGUCUGCCAGGCGGACUUCUCACGGUGAGCCGAAAUCAGCAGUGCCUUUUAACCAGUACCUCCCGAACAAAAGCAACCAGACGGCCUAUGUCCCCGCUCCUCUGAGAAAGAAGAGAGCAGAGCGAGAGGAGUAUCGGGAGAGCUGGAGCACCGCCACCUCCCCGCUGGGUGGGGAGAGGCCCUUCAGCUACCACGAAACAAUAGAGGAAGAGGGAAGUGAAGUGGGGUCUCCCUGGGAAGAGGACCCCACUGGCCAAAUGGACCCUGAUGGGAAGCCUUCAGAUGGUGGUUUAGAAUUACCCACUGGCCGUCAUAAGGAGCCGCGUCCUCCAGGGGAGUCUGAAGAAAAAGAUGCUGCUGAAAUCCAAAAGCGCAGGAGGCUAGAGCAAGCUGGGAUCAAGGUCUUGCCAGCAGCACAGCGCUUCGCCAGUCAAAAGCAAUUAAACGAUGAGAAAGAAGUGAUUCGUGAUAUUAUCCUUCGGGAAGAAAACUCUAUCCUGACCCACCGACGUGGCAAAGUUUUAGAGUCAAAAGAUGAAAUUGCAUGUCGACUGCCUGACCUUGAGAAAGAUGACUUCGCUGCGAGAAGAGCCAGGAUGAACCAGACCAAGCCAGUGGUGCCACUGAACCAGCUCCUCUAUGGGCCUUACCGGAGAAAAGAGGCAGAGAAAUCAGAUAGCAGCAAACAGCUCUCAAAGGGAAUCUCAGAAAAGAAAAGUCUAGAACAUAAAAGAAACCAGGGUCAGACAGAAGCGCUGACGUCGGUAGUGACCUGUGCUAUGCGGGCUCAGGGGAGUGAACCUGCGGAAGAGGGACUCAGGAAAGUGCCGGAUAUUUACAAGGACGACCUGGCCCAGCGGAGAAUUCAGGGCAGGCUGGCCCCUCACCGCGAGGCCCCGAGCUUUGUCAGUGUCUCCAGUAUAACAGAAGCCGACUGGGAGACGUGGGAGAGACUGAAAGUGUCAGGCAAGACGAGGGAUGACGAUGUUGAGCACAUCUGUGCCCCUGAGCCUUCACCAGAAAUCACAGCAGAAACCGCCAUCCGGGACGACUUUGCCAGCCGCAAAGCAAGGGCCUAUAAGAAAGCUUCCGGCCCCAAGCAAAAGUUUGUGCACUUUGGACCCGUGACAGAGAUAGAUCAGCAGAAAUGGAAGCGGCUCAGCAUUGGCAAGGCCGGGCCUAGGGCGGAGGUAGAAGAAGUCAUCAGUCACAGCCGCCAGGGUCAAACGGGCUCUGAGCCCCCAGCCUCAGCGGCCACGCCCAGCCCAGAGGAGGACCAAAUGCUCAAUCCACAAAACGACUGCAGCAGAAUAGUGAAUUCUGGCAUAGAUGACUAUUGCAGAGGGGCCUCGCAGCUGGCUCCCGUGCUGGAGUCCCAGGAGGAGCAUGUCAGCAGUUUGGGCGCGUGCCCAACGAGGACAGAGGAAGUUACAUCCAAACAGCUGCCACAGGAUGGCAAAGAAGAGAGAGGAGUUGCUCAAAGAGGUUCUGAGAUGCCGCCAAAGGCUGAGAGAUGCGAAGAGAGCGGCCAGCCACUUUCGUGUCCUCUGGCCUCUGAACGUAAGGCUUCGGGGAGAGAAGAGAGCUCAGAGAAGAUGACAGCUCCUGCCUGGAGUGGCAGUGGACUGAAAAAACAAAGAAAGCUGCAUGAUUCCCAGAAAGAUGACAUGAUGGCCAGGAGAACUGGGAUGUCUCUUAGACACAGUGGCUCCAACCCAAACCAGUUCCUUCCGGUUCCAUUUGCAAAGCAGCAGGAAGUGGAGGAAUCUGCCAAGGGCCCACCCACGAAAGAUAAGAGAUACGGUCCGAGAACUCCUGUGUCUGAUGACGCAGAGAGCACGAGUAUGUUUGACAUGCGGUGUGAGGAGGAGGCUGCAGUGCAGCCGCACAGCAGGGCCCGCCAGGAGCAGCUGCAGCUGAUCAACAGCCAGCUGCGGGAAGAGGACGACAAAUGGCAAGAUGACCUGGCUCGGUGGAAGAGCCGUAGAAGAAGUGCUUCUCAGGACUUAAUCAAGAAAGAGGAAGAAAGGAAAAAAAUGGAGAAAUUAAUGGCUGGAGAGGAUGGGACAAGUGAACGGAGGAAAAGCAUCAAAACCUACAGAGAAAUUGUUCAAGAAAAAGAGCGGAGAGAGAGGGAGCUGCAUGAGGCGUAUAAGAACGCGCGGUCCCAGGAGGAGGCGGAGGGGAUCCUGCAGCAGUACAUCGAGAGGUUCACCAUCAGCGAGGCUGUCCUGGAACGCUUGGAGAUGCCAAAAAUCCUGGAGAGAAGCCAUUCAACGGAGCCAAACUUCUCCCCCUUCCUGAACGAUCCCAACCCCAUGAAAUACCUGCGGCAGCAGUCACUGCCUCCCCCCAAAUUCACUGCCACUGUGGAAACCACCAUCGCUCGUACCAGCAUUCUGGAUGCCAGCAUGUCAGCAGGCAGCGGGUCUCCAAGCAAAACUGUUGCUCCCAAAGCAGUGCCUAUGCUGACACCCAAGCCUUACUCCCAGCCCAAGAGCUCUCAAGAGGUUCUGAAGACCUUUAAGGUAGAUGGGAAAGUCAGCAUGAAUGGAGAAACAGUUCACCGUGAUGAGAUGGAGAAGGAAAACGAGUGUCCCACGGACACACUCGUCCCCUCAUUAACCAAAUCCCAGAUGUUCGAAGGUGUGGCCAGAGUGCACGGGUGCCCAGUGGAGCUGAAACAAGGCAGCAAUAGCAUUGAGAUCAACAUACAGAAGCCAAAUUCUGUUCCCCAAGAUCUGACGGCAACCACUGAGGAAAUGGAACCCAACAGCCAAGAAGAUGAGAAAGAUGGUGAAAACCUAAAAGAAGGGAAUACAGAACUUGCCUCAUCAGAGCCACAGCAUUUUACAACUACUGUGACUCGCUGCAGCCCGACCGCGGCCUCGGUGGAAUUUUCCUCCAGCCCCAAGCUGAGGAGCGAUGUGCCAGAAGAGAGAGACCAGAAGAAACCGGAAAAUGAAAUGAGUGGGAAGGUGGAGUUGGUGCUGUCACAAAAGGUGGUAAAGCCAAAGUCUCCAGAACCAGAAGCAACCCUGACGUUUCCAUUUCUGGACAAAAUGCCUGAAACCAACCAGUUACAUUUGCCAAAUCUCAAUUCUCAAGAGUCGCCUGGCACUGCCAGCCUUCCGCUUAGAGUUCAGAACUCUUGGCGACGUUCCCAGUUUUUCUCCCAGUCAGGGGAUCCUCCCAGCAGUGAAAAGUCACCUGCAACUACACCUCAGUUCAAGUUCUGGGCAUGGGACCCGGAAGAGGAGCGCAGGCGACAAGAGAAAUGGCAGCAGGAGCAGGAACGGCUGCUCCAGGAGAGAUACCAGAAAGAGCAGGACAAGCUGAAAGAAGAGUGGGAAAAGGCCCAAAAGGAGGUGGAAGAGGAAGAACGCAGAUACUAUGAGGAGGAGCGCAAAAUAAUUGAAGACACUGUGGUUCCAUUUACUAUUUCUUCAAGUUCCGCAGACCAGCUGUCGACAUCCUCCUCUGUAACUGAAGGCAGUGGAACAGUGAAUAAGAUGGAUCUGGAAAACUGUCAUGAAGAAGAACAAGAGACAAGACAGAAGAAACCAUUCCAGGGGGGCAACAAUGGCUUGUUGCCUGAGACUAGAGAAAGUGGUCCCCUGGAGGAGAAGGGCAGACUUAUUCAAGGGGCCUUGACUGAUUCUGAGAACCCUGUAUCAAAAGGAACCCAUCAGAAUGAUCAGCUGGAUACAGAAGCUGGGGCCCCACACUGUGGGGUGAACCCGCAGCUAGCUCAGGGUCCAUCCCAGAAUCAGCAGGUAUCAAACCCGCCAGUGAACACUUUAGAAGAUGUGAAGCCAAAAACCCUCCCAUUGGAUAACAGCAUUAACCAUCAGAUUGAGUCACCGAGUGAAAGGCGGAAGAAGAGCCCUCGAGAGCACUUCCAGGCGGGACACUUGUCCCCCUGUCCUCCCACCCCUCCUGGCCAGUCACCAAACCGGUACAAGAGGUCUAUAAGUGGGAAGAAGCUGUGCUCGUCCUGUGGGCUUCCUUUGGGAAAAGGAGCUGCGAUGAUCAUCGAGACCCUCAACCUCUAUUUUCACAUCCAGUGCUUCCGGUGUGGAAUUUGCAAAGGACAACUUGGAGAUGCAAUGAGUGGGACGGAUGUGAGGAUUCGAAAUGGUCUCCUAAACUGUAAUGAUUGCUACAUGAGAUCCAGAAGUGCUGGCCAACCCACAACAUUGUGACAUGGCUUUCAAGACCCCAGAUCACUCACCACCUCUCUCUUGAGAGUCUCCCCUGGCAAUUGUUUAACAGAAUCCCAUGUUCAGGGGAUUCUCAGCAUUCAUCUAAUUUCUGAAAGGCUACUCUAAAAGGUGGUAUCUGUUCUUUCAUAGCACAGUGUUUGUGUUUUUCCUGUUUGUUGUUUCUCUCUUUUUUUUUUUUGCAUUUGCACAAUAUAUACAAAAGAAUAUUGAACUAUAAUGAUUCUGACUAGUUAAAAGAAGGUCUUAGCAUGGUCGAACAGGCUUACGGUUUAAAACGUGUUAUUCUCUUCUUUGGGGAGUUGAUGAGAUAGAUGAUUCAAUAAACCUGUUUUGUUUUAGUAUUUCUAGGAAUUAAAUACUUUGUGUUUACAAAAUUGAGCUGCAGAAAGUGCAAGACAUGCCAAUUUGAGACACGGGGUCUUUUAAGACAGGAGCUUACAAGUAAUGCAUUUCAGAUACUAAAAACCACAUCAUAUAGCUCUGAGCUAUAACUUGUUUUUAAUGCAAUGACACUAGUCUGAUAAUAUAUACUGUAAUCCUGAAACACUUGUGUUACUUACCUUUUGAGGCAGAAGUCAUACCAAUAAAUUAUUGCACCGUUAGUAUUAGGUUUAGUGUGCUUUGAAGGUUAUGUCAUUGAUAGAGCCUGGGCCAUCAAAUAAAGAGAACCCUUGCACUAUCAGCUAGACUUACACUCCGGACAUUGCCCAAGGGUAGGGGAACCCAGAGGAAAACAUUUUGGUCAUCAUUUCCCAAGUCCUUUCCAAAAUAUGUGAGGAAGUUUGAUCUUCAAAAGAGUGGUGGGCCCAUGCCAGCCACCAGGGCUUUGUUGCUUGCUCCUCUUCAGACUCUACAUUCAAUAAAAGACUCAGCAUAAGGCAUCCGGAAACCCUCAUCGAGGUCGGUCCUUCAUUAAGUGAAACCACUGCUCACCCUUGCCUGCAAGGUCUCCUUGAAGGCACAGGUGUCUGAAGAACAGCAUUAAGUUCAUCCUAAUAGAAUCCAAAUGGCACGUGAUGGGAUAAGCCACUGGUGUGUCAUCAGCAAGAACCUGCAGGGUCCAUGUGCGCUGCCCACCCUAAUGGACAUCUGCUCUUCCUCAUUCUCCUACAUCACCGGCUCUCUCUGCUCUCAAGAAUUCUGAACCUUGCUCAUGGAGACCUUCAGAGAGGAACUCUUGUGGAGAGCUGCUUACUUGUUAAGCCCUGUGUGGUGUUUCAGCGGGCCAAGAGGGGAAUCGAGUGACUAAAAAGCAUCACGUUUUAAAUCUCCAGGCUGUUUUCUUUAAGACUGGGGAAAGGGGGACUAUUUAUUCUGCCUUGAAACGAUGGUAAAUAAGCGAAGAGGACCUUUUGUGAAUGUAGACUGUGGGUGUCUGCCUAAUAGAUUCAUGUAGUCAUUAAAGGAGACCAAGUAGAUGUUCUUCUGUUACGUAAGCAAUAAUUUUUUUCUGUCUUAUUGAGUAUGGCUAGCAAUUAUUUAUUUACAUGCUAGAUGGUUCUCUGCAUGUGGGUUCCAUAUAAGUGCAGAAAUUCCCUCAGCCACUGGAGGUAUUUUGACCAUUUUGUCAUUUGGAUGAGCUGCAGUUGGAUUGAAACUCACACAUCACUUCAUUAAAAAUUGUGCCUUAGAAAAUGCAAAGCUGUUGCACACAGUAUGAAUUAUGGAUGCAGUACAUUGAAGAGAGAUGAAGUCACUUCCAAGUUCCCAAGACUUCUCCUGGAGGUGUUUGCUGUUUUACAGGGAAAAAAUAAAUAAAAUUUAAAAAAAGAAAAAUGGAAAACAUUAACAUGAAAAAAGUUUUGAAAAUGUACAGAUUAAGUUCAAUAUUUUGAUUAACCACCUGCAUGUUUUAUUAAAUAUUUUGAUAAUGUGAUGUUUACACUUUGCAUGAUAUUAGCAGAGUACUUUACCAGAAACAAUGCACAAAAACAUGUACAAUACGAUCAUUCACAGACGAUUUUUAUAGGAGACUUUUUACAUGUGGAACUCCAUCCGUUAUGUAGGGAUUAUAUGAAUAUUGCACAUUCUCUUCUGGUUUCACAGACCCAUUUAUACACAUUUCUUAGUGAGACUCAUUGUACAUGUAUUGAAGCUAGAAUCGAGUCAAGAAAAAUAAAGCCCAUUCUCUGACUGCGAGAUGUGCUUUCCCAUAAUGAACAAUAGUCACCAGCACAGAAUAAUCUCCAACAUUUUCUAAAUUCUAAUUGCCAACUGUUUCUAUUUAUAUUUGAUUUAUAUUUCAUUUGGAGUCUGUUACAUGGCAGCUCGGGCAGACUAGAUCUUGUUUUUUCCAAGACAGCAUAAUGAGUAUGAUCUAUUUCUUUUCAAAUAAUCUUUGAGAUCCCAGGGAAAAAAAAAUGCUCUGCUCUGUGGAGCUACUAUGUAAAUGUGUUUGCUUAAAAAAAAUAAAAAGAUGAUGCAAGUGAGUGAUUUAUUGUUCCCAAGGAAGUACGUCUGACUUUUUUUCUCAUACUCCAAAAGCCAGUCCCUUCUCUUAAGAAAAAAUGGGUAACUGUCAUUCACUAGCAAACUUUCAUGCCAUUUCCUCAUUCUUUCUAUGUAGUGGUAUUAAUGCAAUACAUAUUCUAGUUAUCUAUACACAGUGUAAGACUUAACGAACUGAAAUGAUCCACCUCAUGUGUGAGUCCGUCCAAAAGAUGUUACUGUUCUGGGUGGGCCAAUGUUCUGUAUCAGUUACACUAACCUUCAUUUAAAAUAUUUAUUCUAAAAUGCCUCUAAGAAAUAGUAGAAAACAAAUAAAAAGUUGUCUAAAAUGCAACAGCUUUUAUAGUAAAUGUACAUUUAUAAAUAAAAUACUCAAAUCAGCUUUGUAUUC
Molecule: messenger RNA, 7716 nt
Organism: Myotis davidii
Lineage: Eukaryota; Metazoa; Chordata; Mammalia; Chiroptera; Vespertilionidae
Gene: LIMCH1
Product: LIM and calponin homology domains 1
Exons: 34
Coding region: 381-4856 (1491 amino acids)
Biological process (GO): positive regulation of stress fiber assembly; regulation of focal adhesion assembly
Cellular component (GO): stress fiber
Molecular function (GO): myosin II head/neck binding
Source: RefSeq, a predicted model, not a curated record